Stereum hirsutum FP-91666 SS1 is the source of this 462-nucleotide messenger RNA. RefSeq lists its product as uncharacterized. The transcript has a single exon. The annotation marks the transcript as partial. NCBI's taxonomy places the organism in Eukaryota, Fungi, Basidiomycota, Agaricomycetes, Russulales, Stereaceae. The record is from RefSeq and is a predicted model, not a curated record.
CUUGACUUAUCUGUAUUGGAUUCAUUGAUAGAUAAGUUAAAAUCUGGUAAACAUGUAGACGAAAGUAGUCAAGCUGAAAGAGAUUGCUAUCGUUUAUUAAGUGACUUGGAUCAUGUAUCAGGUAAAGUGAAAGGUUCAAGGACGACUCAAAAGUGGAAGAGGAAUGAGGCUUGGUCGAUGAUAACUCACCUUGGGGCUCCUAGCUGGUUCGUCACUAUUGCUCCCGCAGACCAGAAUAGUCCUCUUUGUCUGAAAUUUGCAUCCGCUGAAUGCGACGAUAAGUUUGAUGUAGAUUUAUUGGACCCUACAGAUAAAGUACGGCUUGUAGGCCGCAAUCCUGUCGCUAGUGCUCGUUUCUUCAACAUAGUUGUGACACUGUUUAUCAAACACAUACUGGGCCACAAGUCUGGACAUAUUGGCAUAUUUGGGGAAACUGUGGGUUUUUAUGGCACGGUAGAGCAG